AUGAGUCUUAGAGUUCGUCUGUUCAAUGAUGACGAAGGGCCCCAUUACUCACCGGAAGUGACGCAGUGCGAGCUGGAGGCGGUGCUCACGCCUCCCUGCAAGGGAGGCGAUUCGCUCUUCAGAGACGACACACCCAGCUUCAACGGAUUCUCCUAUGCACAGACCAGUAGAUUCGGUUCAAAUGGCGAAGCGAGAAAGUGCUUAUUUUCCGGAAAGCGAUCUGCGGACUGCAAUAUAUCCGAUUCUCCGUUACGAAUCCAGAAAAAGUUCAAAGAUGGACACACUCAGGUUGUCAGACAUGAUCUUCAAAGCAGCUUUCAUAUUUUCAAGGCAGUAGAAACCCUUGAAUCGCGUAAUAUGAUUGCAGAUGGGUCACGUGAUUACGCAUUACCCACAAUUCCUGGUCAGCAGCGGGAUCUGAGGUCGAUAUCACCGGAAGUGAUGGCUGAUGUUGUCAGCGGACACUACAAUGACGUGUUCAGUGACGUCACGAUUGUCGAUUGUCGUUACCCGUACGAGUUUGAAGGCGGUCACAUCAAAGGGGCGGUCAAUCUCUUUACUAGAGAUGGCGUCAAUGCUCUUCUUCAUAAACCCGUCAGUGGAGACAAACGUCACGUGCUCAUCUUCCACUGCGAGUUCUCAUCUGAGAGAGGACCCAAGAUGUACCGUUUCCUGCGCAGUCUGGACCGCGAGCUUCACAAGGACCUGUACCCCGCCCUACUGUUCCCCGAGGUGUACCUGCUCCAUGGCGGAUACAAGGCUUUCUACAACAAGUUCAAGAAUUUAUGCGACCCGGAGGCAUACAUGCCUAUGCUGCACGAGGACCAUGUUGCCGAUCUGCGUCACUUCCGGGUCAAGUCUAAAUCGUGGACCGCGGGAGACAAACACUUCUCAAGCAGACGUCAUCGCAGUCGAAUUGGGCGCCAUCUUAGCUUCGGAGACAAUAACGCGUCUUGAAUUUUUGGAAUAAAUGACGGACUGUCCUAUCAAAAGGUGGGAUUAAAGCAUGUCCAUAUGCAAAGAAUUGUGUCCGAAGUUACACCAAGCUUAGUCCAUACGGAGAUUGGGAAUUAUUCCCGCGACAAUAUAUGAGGACAAAGACACUUCCUCGCGGAUGUAUAAACAAAACGGAACCGUUCAUUCCAGUUGUCCGUUUUCUUGAAGGCGCUUAGCAUAGGUUCUGUGUAGAUUGCAUGCUAGAUGGUGUAAGGGUAUACUAAUGCACGGGCAGUGUAGAAAACACUAUAGCGGGCCAAUACUGAUUGCG
Molecule: messenger RNA, 1267 nt
Organism: Dreissena polymorpha
Lineage: Eukaryota; Metazoa; Mollusca; Bivalvia; Myida; Dreissenidae
Product: M-phase inducer phosphatase-like
Exons: 4
Coding region: 1-957 (318 amino acids)
Biological process (GO): positive regulation of G2/MI transition of meiotic cell cycle; positive regulation of G2/M transition of mitotic cell cycle; G2/M transition of mitotic cell cycle
Cellular component (GO): nucleus; cytoplasm
Molecular function (GO): protein tyrosine phosphatase activity
Source: RefSeq, a predicted model, not a curated record